This is a messenger RNA of Ipomoea nil (Japanese morning glory), 1308 nucleotides long. RefSeq lists its product as uncharacterized. Lineage: Eukaryota; Viridiplantae; Streptophyta; Magnoliopsida; Solanales; Convolvulaceae. The coding region runs from base 1 to 1308 and encodes 435 amino acids. The transcript has a single exon. The record is from RefSeq and is a predicted model, not a curated record.
AUGCAGAAGCAAAGAGAAGAGGAUUAUGUGAUCCGAUUCCUAGAAGGUCUGAAUGAGGAUUAUGAAACCAUUAAGUCUGGAGUAUUGGUUAUGGAUCCAAUUCCAGAAAUGGAGAAGGUGCUCAAUAUGACCUUGAAAGUUGAGAGGAAGAUCAAAGGCUUUAUCAGUCAGAAGUGCAAUGACUUAAUCCAAUCCAAUGCAGUUUACAAUGAUCAGACUCAAACUGCAGAGGAACAUCCAUUGUUGGCAGUAGCAGCAUCCAACAACAGAAAGAAAUUCACAGGCAAUGGAGGGAAAAAUGUUCCAAAAUGUACCUUCUGUGGCAUGCUUGGGCAUACAGUUGAGAAAUUCUAUAAAAAGCAUGGCUAUCCCCCAGGGUGGGUUGCAGGUUAUAAGUCCAAGAAUAAACAAGUUCAGGACACACAACACUCUUCAAAUGCAGCUGUAAACCAAGCAGGUGAUAUAGGGAUUUCUGCUGAUCAGUUUCAAAAGCUUCUUUCUCUUUUGCAGAAUCAAAAUAAGGGGAAUCAAUCUUCUAGCAAUGCUGCUGUGACUAUUGCUGGUUCAGGAGUCAAACCUAGCUUCAAAGACUCCGUGGAGGCUCCCAGUGAAGGUAGAACUACCUCCAAUCCUUCUCUUAAUGUUGUAAUGAAUACAGAUGAUUUUUGGAUAGUGGACUCAGGGGCCACAGACCAUAUUACCUGCUCAUUAGAUUAUUUUGAUGCAUAUGAGAGGGUUCAGGGAAUAUCUGUUAAGCUACCUAAUGGGGAGAUUGUGAGUGUAACUCACAUUGGACAGAUAAGGCUUAAUCAGAAUAUCCUGUUGACAAAUGUGUUGUACAUUCCAUCUUUUACCUUCAACAUUAUCUCUGCAAGUAAAUUGACGAAGCAGUCAGGCUGUAGAUUGGUUUUAGAAGCUGAUUCUUGUGCUGUCCAGGCUCAUCUUGGAACAAUGGAUGGUUUUGCUAGGCAGAGAGAUGGAUUAUACUUGGUCAGUGAUCCUCCUGUUAAGAAGAAAGCUCAUUCUCCUAUUCUAAAUGAGUUCCAGUGUAAUUCCUUGUCUUUAGAAGUAUGGCAUAAUAGAUUGGGUCACUAUCCCAUCAAUAAGAUUUCUGUUUUGAAUGGAAUAAAACAUACUGCUUCUCAUAAAUGUGAUGAUUUAGUUUGUGAUGCCUGUCAUUUUGCUAAACACAGAAGAUCUUCUUUCCAACUAGCAUGUCCAGGUCUGAGCAUUGUUUUGACCUUAUCCACAUGGAUGUCUGGGGUCCUUUUGCUAUGGCAUCUCUCAAAGGAGAACACUAUUUUCUAA